CUGGAUUCUGGUCGGGAUGUUGUUUUAUGUGCCGGGCGCAUGCCCCCACAAGAAAUCAAAAUGUGGAUUGGCUGUGUGACGCGUGAAUAGAUUACAUUUUAUGAGCGACAGAUUUAUUCUCACACUGAAAUGAAAAGAGGACUCUUUAUUGAUGCAUGUAGGCUAUCCCAGAAUAUUGGCUGUAAGAUUAUGUUUUUUAAGCUCUCUCCCUCCUCCACGCCUUGCUUGUUUCUCCCUUUGCAGAUGUUGCCUCUCUGAGCACCUUAUCAGGUCCAUUUACCUUUGCGGGCUGUCCGCAGCCACAGCUCGUCACACAAUCACACAUGGCGUGGAGGGGAACAGUGGAAGCAGAUCUUUCUGCUGAUCCCAGCACCUUUUGAUAUUAAGGGAAGCACCAGCAGAUCCUUGAUCGGUUCCCUCCUCCCUUUUUGCCAAUCGCCAUCCCGCGACAGCCUACCCGGAGGACAGGAGUCGGGGAGGGGAAAGCGAGGACACACCCGCACUUACUGUACCCGGUGUACACGGUGAGGAUGCUGCAGACAACACGAGGUGAAUAUCAGCGACUGCCCCAAAUUGAAAUUUUAUUUUUUUUGACCUGCUCUGAAGACAGAAGACCUGAUUGUCGCAGCUGGUUCUUCAUCUUCCUACUACACCAGUGUUCAGCAGGAACAUCAACUCACAAUAAGAUAUGAAAAAUAUGUCUGCAGUCAGAUCCUAGGUGACAUCCUGUGGCCGUCAGGUCUUUACGGCGUUGAGCCCCCUCCCUCUCCUUGGCCCCUGCCUGCAGUUCUCCAGGCUGCAGGACCCAGACUUACUGAAAAGUGCAGGCCUCCUCCUCCUGCAGAAUGACUGUUGCCACAGGAGACCCCUCUGACGAGGCGGCUGCACACCCGGGGCACCCGCAGGACUACGACCCGGAGGCCGACCAUGAGUGUUGUGAGAGGGUGGUCAUCAACAUCUCAGGGCUUCGCUUUGAGACUCAACUCAAAACCCUCUCCCAGUUCCCAGAGACCCUGCUCGGGGACCCCAAAAAGAGGAUGCGGUACUUUGAUCCGCUUAGGAACGAGUAUUUUUUUGACAGGAACAGACCCAGCUUUGACGCCAUACUGUAUUAUUACCAAUCAGGGGGCCGGCUAAGAAGGCCGGUCAACGUCACUCUUGAUAUUUUCUCAGAGGAGAUUCGCUUCUAUGAGCUGGGCGAGGAGGCCAUUGAGAUGUUCAGAGAAGAUGAGGGUUUCAUCAAGGAGGAGGAGCGGCCUCUUCCUGAUAACGAGUUUCAGAGACAGGUGUGGCUGCUGUUUGAGUACCCAGAGAGCUCAGGUCCUGCUAGGAUUAUCGCCAUAAUCUCUGUCAUGGUCAUCCUGAUCUCCAUAGUCAGUUUCUGCUUGGAAACCCUCCCCAUUUUCCGCAAUGAUGAAGAUGACAUGCACAAGUCUCAUGCAACAGUCUUUUCACCUGAGACCAACACCACAAUCGUCAGCUAUACAUCCACAUACUUCACUGACCCCUUCUUUAUCCUGGAGACUCUCUGCAUUAUAUGGUUCUCAUUUGAGUUUCUGGUGCGCUUCUUUGCCUGCCCCAGCAAAGCAGGCUUUUUUGGUAAUAUAAUGAACAUUAUUGAUAUUGUUGCUAUCAUCCCUUACUUCAUCACUCUUGGCACAGAACUAGCAGACAGGCCAGAGGAUGGUCAAGCGGGUCAGCAAGCCAUGUCUUUAGCCAUUCUCAGGGUCAUCCGCUUAGUACGAGUCUUCAGAAUUUUCAAGCUCUCACGUCACUCCAAGGGGCUUCAGAUUUUGGGUCAGACCCUGAAAGCCAGCAUGCGAGAGCUCGGCCUGCUCAUUUUCUUCCUCUUCAUAGGAGUCAUCCUUUUCUCAAGCGCUGUCUACUUUGCUGAAGCAGACGAGCCCGAGUCACAGUUUGAAAGCAUCCCAGAUGCGUUUUGGUGGGCUGUGGUGUCCAUGACAACAGUCGGCUAUGGUGAUAUGGUCCCAACUACGAUUGGUGGAAAGAUUGUGGGUUCCCUCUGUGCCAUAGCAGGUGUGCUGACCAUUGCCUUGCCCGUGCCUGUCAUUGUGUCCAACUUCAACUACUUCUAUCACCGUGAGACUGAAGGUGAAGAACAGGCGCAGUACCUGCAGGUCAACGCGCCCAAAGCCGAUUCAGCCGAGGAGCUGAAGAAGAGCCGGAGCGGCUCCACCAUCAGUAAAUCGGACUAUAUGGAGAUCCAGGAGGCUGUUAAUAACAGCAACGAGGACUUUCAGGAGGAGAACCUUAAGACAGCCAACUGCACGCUGGCCAACACAAACUAUGUAAACAUCACCAAAAUGCUCACAGACGUGUAGUCAUCUGCUAUUUUCCUCCCCGUCUCAGCAGGAAAUGUGGAGCUGAGCAAUUGGACAGGACAGGUGUACAGCCUCCCACCUCACGUGCUGGAAAAAUCAAGGCAAUAGAAUUUAGGACGUUGAUGAUGAUGAUGAUAGACAGUGAAAAAAAUAUUACAAAGACCGUUCGCACACUUCGCGCUCAUCCUGUCUUCACCCCUCACAACUUGCCCUUAAAACUCCUGAUAACUGUCAAACAGAGUGAAAUUUCAAAUUUUGCAUUUCUGCAUGGAGUUGGCUUUGUCUGCGUAGCUCUUUAAAAAAAAGAUAUAACAAAACCUCAAAAUUCCCUGCUCACAACAGUAGCCAACAGUAGUGCACAAAAAGAAAAGAAAAAGGGGAGAUACACAGCAAGAAAAAUGUUUUUUUUAUCGCUUUCAAACAGAAAAAAGCAACACAACACGAACCCUGCUUUAGUCCCCUGUCCAUUGGUCCCUCAUUUCCCAAGGCACACUGCUCUGCCAUACGCUUUCUGAAGAGCCCUAAUCACGCGCUACAUGUGCUGCUUCCUGGAGCUAAUGAAACAAAACUGUCUUAUGCUACACCAUUUAGAAAUAAGAGGAUGUGUGAGCAUAAAGCAAGCCCACUCCUGUGCCGACAUGGCCUGUGGGUGACUUGUGACGAGGUUGGUGGUUAAGUACACCACGCUAUUUCAAGGAUGAAUGACAGCCAUCAGCACUAAGCUUAUGGUUCGACACCUUUUUUCCCAGCAGGCAUCAGUAUCUGAUGAAUGACUGAGAAUGGCCUUGACUUUUCACUGCUUUGGUCUUACAUGUAUGACUGUAUGUAUUGCAAUGCAAGCUUCCCCCCUUCCAUUCACCUAAAACUGGUCUUACUGCAGAGCUUUGAGGACAACUUGAAUGUUUCUUCUUGUUUUGUAAGCUUUUCACAGUUUCUCACACACACACACACACACACACACACACACACACACACACACACACACACACACACACACACACACACACACACACACACAGUACUUAUUCAUAUAGAUAGGUAGGCUAACUGUGACUUGGCUAACUGAUAGCUGGUAGGAAGGUAGGUGCUGUUAGUAGUAAUCAUAGCCAGUAGACUUUGCAUGACAUUUAUCUGAUUGAGAAUUUCCACUCGUUUCUCGACUGCCACAUUGCUUCAUCACACCACUGUAUAUUUGUAUGUUCACUGCCUUCUACAGAAAUCCACACUUUUAAAAGGAUGCCUGCAGGUAGCUGUGACAAUAACCUAAAGCUAUAUGUUAGAGGAUUUCUUAAGGAAUAACCAUAAGGCCAUGUCCUACACUUAACUGGAUGCGGUGUCCUUGUCAAUAUUAACAUUCCGUGUAGAAGUCAUUGCUGAUAAAACUUUAGCCAGGUUGCUGUAAACGUAUCGCAGCUGAGCUGUGAUUUCAGGCGUAAACUCACACUCUAGGACAUUAAUCCCAGUUGCAGAUGUGAUAGACUUGCAGUGCUGUGUUUUUCACAGGUUUGUCACACGAUCACGUCCUCAUGAUCAAAAUAGCAGCUUUUAAGGACUGGUGUAUUGACUAAUGCUUCCCCCUGAAUUGCCUUUUAUCUGGGUUUACGCUUCUCUCCUAGUGUUGCAUGAACUCAAAAACAUUCCUAGAAGCAUGCAUUUAAGGUCAAAAGAAGAAGCCUCUGAGACAAAAAAGUAUAAUAAUUACAAUAGAUAUAUUUAUUUCUUAAAUAUAUAUAUAUAUAUAUAAAAUAUAUGUAUACAGACAGUACACAUAUACAGUACACAUAUACAGUACACAUAUACUUUUAUCAGAGAAUUAAAACUUUAAAUAGCAAUGUUUAAGAGAAAACAAGAGCCUUUCCACAAUGCGCAGAUCAUUGCCAUGUUUUUAUUUUUAAUGACAAUAAUAAUUGUUACGUGCACUGUUCUCCUGUUUCAGAGCCUGUUCCUGUUAAGAGUGCAUAAGACACACUCUUACUAGCCCGUUCAAAAGCAUUGUCUUUACUGGUGAGUUUUUCAGCAAACCUCGCAUGUGGAUUUAAACACAAAAAAAGUUCAAAAGGUUCAAAACUGCCUUCUGUGAAGUAGUUGUUGAAAGGCAGGGCUUUUUCAAAACUGUAUCAUCCCUAACCAGAAGCUUGUACCAGAAAGCUCUUUAUUGGUGUUAAAUUGUUUAGAAUUUAAAUGGAGUCUGGCUGUCCUCUGAGAAGUCUUUGAUGUCAGAUGCUCAAUCUGUCUUUAAAAAUUGGCAUCAAAUGUGAAUUAGGUUCUGAUUCUAGGAUUGUGUCCAGCUGAGAUUUUCCACUGUUCGCUCAACACUGCCAAGUUAACACUCAAAGGCAGUAACGUCAAUAUGGGAAGUGAUAAUUAGCAUCAGUGUAGCAAACAUUGGCUAACCUGGGGUCCUCUGACUUCACUCCUGAGUCUCUUGCCUUUCUUCAUCUUUUCACAGAUGUCUUAGGUAAUUAGAAAGGCGAUCGAUUAGGUCUGUAGCAAGAACUGUCUAAAUCAAUUCAGUCAUGCCAGGAUGUACAUCUUUCUUCUUAGGGUUUCACUCUGCUCACUACAGUCUUUAACCUGCAGUAGCAAAAUGUUUUUAUGCCAUCGCUGCCAAUAUGUGCUCAGGAUGCCUCGUCCAACUGCCUGACAUGAGGCUUCUGAAGUAGUCUCUCUGUCUAGAUCCGUAUCUGCUUUCAUGUAUCUUGAAAGGAUUCAGAGAAUUUUAGUAUAAAUGCUUGAGCUGUUAUGUUUGUUGUUUUCCCAAGAGUAGCAUAAAUGUGGACUGAGAUGUUAAAAUGGUCAGUAACUUGAGGUAGGACCAGAUUAAAUAGUUAUUUAGCAAUAUUCCCAUAAUCCUUUGGUGGAGGGGUAUGUGUGGAGAACAUACACUUUGAAAAAAGAAUGAACCACAGUCAUACCAAGAUCUUGUUGAUCAUCAUUUGAGUAUUGAUGUGGAUGUGUUGAUGCACAGCUAUAUAGGAGUUGUCUGUGCAUGUGUGUGUGUGUGUGUGUGUGUGUGUGAGAGAGAGAGAGAGAGAGAGAGAGAGAGAGAGAGAGAGAGAGAGAGAGAGAAAGAGAGAGAGCCACUGAAUGUCUGUGUCUUAGCCUGGUUGUACAGCUGCAUUUAUGCAAUAGCCAUUUGCAUAUCUGUAUAUGUGAAAAAAAAACACUCACAGUCUGACCAAAAAUAUUUGUCUAUGCAUGCAAAUGCAUUGUAUCUUAUUGUCUUCACUACAUUAUUUUGGACAGAUAUUUAGGAUACAUGUUACUUGCAAUGUAUGUAAAAAUGACACUUGCAAGAUGUAUCUGUUAUGUUUGAAAUUGGGCACAUUACUGUACCUCAGCCAAAUUCACUGUAGCAACUCACAUACUGGAGUUCACAAUGUGACAGUUAUUUCUGCUUAAAGCACAAACACGAGUAGAAUCUUCCUCAUCUCUACACCUGCAGAUUUAAUCUGUAAAACGUUUUAUUCCGUGGAAACAAAGUAAAUUAAAAUUAUCCUGUGUUGCUUUAUAAGGAGCACCACCGCCUCUAAAAGUAUCAUCUCUCACCUGCUGAGGGACCCACCAGCAAAUCCACACCAUAAGAAAGGGUGCCCAACAGUGAAUACACUGAGAAAUCUAUGCAGAGAAUGAUUAUCAGCUGGUAGUUGAGAGGGUUUAAGUACAGAAUUUUUGUGUUUAUUCCAGCACCAAUUACAUGUUGAUCGUGAGAGCUGGCAGUGCAUUUGGAACAAACACUUUGCAAUAUUCUGCUGCUGAACGUCAAACACUCAAAUUUUAGCUGAAUGUGAACAUGAGCUUUCUGAGCUUUUGGGGUUUGUUUGAAUUGCGAUGUCAGCUCUUCGAGACAAGGCUCCUAUACGGGAAACAAGAUCAAUAUGCAAUCUGUAUGCAUGUGUGUGUUUGAGAACGGAUGUUUUCUUUUCUUUUGACCCCUGAGCCUGAAAGUGUGGCAUCCACUGAGACAAUAUGUACAGUUAUUCACCCCCCAUCCUCCCCCAUAUCAUAGAGGCCUAAAAAACAUCCAUCAACGUUGGUACAGUGGAUUAUGGAUUUUCUUUCUAUGAAAUGAAAUGAAAUGUGACAGAAUAAUGUAAAUAAUAACCAUUGGAUGAUGGAGCAAAAACCAUGUACUAUAUACUGUAUGUGAAGUCUGGAUUUAAAACGUAGUAUUAUCUGCACUUUACAAGUCAAAAAGGACAAUCUAUGGACAAGAAAAACAUGUGAAAUUAAAAAUGCAUUUAAUCCUUCCAAAUGAUCAUAUCCCUGACAAAGUAAUGAAGUAAAAUAAUGAAGCCAAUAAUAAUUCAA
This is a messenger RNA of Micropterus salmoides (largemouth bass), 6653 nucleotides long. RefSeq names its product potassium voltage-gated channel subfamily A member 2. Gene Ontology annotation, molecular function: delayed rectifier potassium channel activity; protein binding. The record is from RefSeq and is a predicted model, not a curated record. Gene Ontology annotation, cellular component: membrane; juxtaparanode region of axon; dendrite. The coding region runs from base 846 to 2342 and encodes 498 amino acids. The transcript is spliced from 2 exons. NCBI's taxonomy places the organism in Eukaryota, Metazoa, Chordata, Actinopteri, Centrarchiformes, Centrarchidae. Gene Ontology annotation, biological process: protein homooligomerization; potassium ion transmembrane transport.